Molecule: messenger RNA, 684 nt
Organism: Psilocybe cubensis
Lineage: Eukaryota; Fungi; Basidiomycota; Agaricomycetes; Agaricales; Agrocybaceae
Exons: 2
Coding region: 1-684 (227 amino acids)
Source: RefSeq, a predicted model, not a curated record
AUGUCCUUCUCUGUCGACGACCUCGUAUCUUCCCUCUCCUCUGCCCACGUUGGCCAGGAGGCCAUGGAUAUCGCCAUGCUCCAGGCUCAGCUCGCCGAGACACUUUUCAGCGCUGGCCCUUCAAAUUCAUUCGCCAGUAGCAGCUAUUCCUCGUCUCAGAAUAUGCCAACCCGCGGUCGCUCGCUCGGUAGCCGAACAUGCAAUACUCCACGGGCUCGGACACCAUCAGCCAACUGGGGGAUGGACACCGGGCGGGGACGCACAAACUCAGUCUCAUCAACUUACGCGAAUGAAAUGGACGAAGACGAGAGGUUGGUUGAAGAAUUGCUUAUGCCCUCUUCCCAGUUCGACAACAACUACGCCUCGUCAUCGUCAUCCGCGACUUCCCUCUCUUCCCCCAUCCCAUGCCAGUCUCCCAUGAACUCUGUGUCAUUUUCGUCCUACAACCCAUAUCCUGAUCCCAUGCCAUCUUCCCCCACUACUUCUCUGUUUACGACCACCGAUCCUUUCUACAUUGCCCAAUUGCAGUCUCUCAAUAACUCAUCAUCUCAACAAUCGCAAUCCGUCUUUGCCCAAAAUGGGCGUUUAUCACAAAACUCUCCGUUCGCACUUGCAUCUCAAUACCACCAACACGGUAUGGCCCACAACUCAGUUCCCUUCAAGCCUUUCGCAGCAGCCUUUUGA